Molecule: messenger RNA, 1796 nt
Organism: Nycticebus coucang (slow loris)
Lineage: Eukaryota; Metazoa; Chordata; Mammalia; Primates; Lorisidae
Gene: PRSS8
Product: serine protease 8
Exons: 6
Coding region: 280-1308 (342 amino acids)
Biological process (GO): positive regulation of sodium ion transport; proteolysis
Molecular function (GO): serine-type endopeptidase activity; sodium channel regulator activity
Source: RefSeq, a predicted model, not a curated record
UCUAGUAAUCACCACUCCGAGUAGGUCUCUAGGUGGCCAGGCCGUGCUGGAGACGCAUCUAUACUGGUAGCUUUGGAUACUUUAAUCAUCUCUCAUCCCCUCACUGGUUCCCUGUGGCUGGACCCUGCCUUAGAAGCCAACCUUGGACACCUGCUUCCCCUUCCCAGCCUGGAUUCCGGGAUCCCUUUCCUCUGAGCUGACACACCUGGAUCUUGCCUUCAAAGCCAGCCCCAGGGACUGUGUGUCUGGCGUCUGCCCCUGAGGCCCUCGUUCCGGGCCAUGGCCCAGAGCGUGGGUCUGGUGCCUGGGCAGCUAGAGGCUGUGGCCAUUCUGCUCUGUCUUGGAUUAUUCCAGUUGGGGACGGGAGCUGAUGGGGCCGAAGCUGUUUGUGGUGUGGUCGCCCAAUCACGCAUCACAGGUGGCAGCAAUGCAAAUCCUGGUCAAUGGCCUUGGCAGGUCAGCAUCACCUAUAAGGGCAUCCACGUGUGUGGCGGUUCUCUCGUGUCUGAGCAGUGGGUGCUGUCAGCUGCUCACUGCUUCCCCAGAAACCAUUAUAAGGAAUAUUAUGAAGUAAAGCUGGGGGCCCACCAGCUGGACAUCUACUCUGAGGACAACAAUGUCAUAGGUGUGAAAGAGAUCAUCACCCAUGACAGCUACCGCGAGGAGGGCUCCCAGGGGGACAUUGCACUUCUCCACCUCAGAAGCCCUAUCACCUUCUCCCGCCACAUCCGGCCUAUCUGCCUCCCCGAAGCCAACGCCUCCUUCCCUAAUGGCCUCCACUGUACUGUCACUGGAUGGGGCCACACCGCUCCCUCAGUGGGCCUCCUGCCCCCCAGGCCACUUCAGCAACUUGAGGUGCCACUGAUCAGCCGUGAAACCUGUAACUGCCUGUACAACAUCAAUGCCAAGCCUGAGGAGCCUCACUUUAUCCAGCAGGACAUGGUGUGUGCUGGCUACGUGGAGGGUGGCAAGGAUGCCUGCCAGGGUGACUCUGGGGGUCCACUCUCCUGCCCUGUGGAGGGCCUCUGGUAUCUGGCAGGUAUUGUGAGCUGGGGUGAUGCCUGCGGUGCCCCCAACAGACCUGGUGUGUACACUCUGACCUCCAGCUAUGCCUCCUGGAUCAAAUACAAAGCAGGAGAACUCCAGCUUCAUGUGGUGCCUCAAGUCCAGGAGUCCCAGCCUGAUGGCAACCUCUGCAAAAACUCUUUGGCCUUCAGUUCUGCCCCAGCCCUCGCCAUACAGGGACCCAUCCUUCUGCUGCCCCUGAGCUUGGCCCUGGGCCUCUUCUGCUCAUGGUACAAGCACUGAGCUACACACCCUGGAAGCUGCCCUUACUUUCAGGACUGAUAUGUCACACUCAAGGACAUGUGCCUGUUCCCAAGAAGGAAACUGGCCUCUCCCUGAUGCCCUUUGGGCCUGAGGCCUGGUGAACCACUCCUUUUCAGGAUUCUAUGGGAGGCCAGUCCUCUAGGUUUGGGAUUACAAUCCACAGUCAACAAGUUUUACUGCCUGUGGUACUGGCCUGAACCUAUGGCUACCUCCACUUGCUGUCAGGGCUCCUACAGAGUUCCUAAGGACCUUUGGCUAUAAAAAUGAGCCCUGGCUCCCACCUGUUUUCAGAAGACUGGGCACCCAUCCUGCAUCGUAAGGCCCCAAUCUUGCCCCAUUGGCUGCCAAGCCCUCCUUGAGCCCUGACUCCUGGAAUCCGGAGGACUGAGCCCCCACCGGUACUGGGCUGGGGCUUAGAUCCGGGGUGAGGGAUAAAAGGAGCAAGGAGUAAAAUGUUUUAAGCACAA